AUGAUUUUUUUUAACACAGAUUACUUUUUUGCUCUGGACAUAUUAAAAAAAGAACCUGAUUUUAUUCCAAGUCCUGAUAGUUUAAAGGAUUGGCUCCAACAACCACCCAAUAGUCCAAUUAAAGUUAAACCAGAAAUAUAUGAUGCUUACUUUCGUUCACAAGUCAAUCCAAUUUUUCUGAACAAAAUCUUUGUUAGCUCUCCUAAUGCUUCUAUAAAAUUAUGGAUUGAAUUUAUCAAUGGCAUUGUUACCCCAUUUCAACCAAGCUUCACUGAAGAUUCAUAUCAUCCACUUUGGCAACAAGCUAUAUAUAAUCCCAUUAAAUUGGGAUGUAAAGAUGGAACUUACAACAGAAAUUCAUCUUAUAAUACAUCAACAAAACAACUUCGUCCCGAUUUUUCUUUCUUAGUAUCAAAUGUUUGUCUAUUUAGGGGUGAAGAAAAAGCACCUAAUAAUGCUGAAAAUCCUGCAAAUGAACUUACUUCUAAAUUAAUAUGGACAUAUGGAGAGUGUCCAUAUAUCUUUGGUUAUUAUGCAGUUGGGUUCAUGGUUACAUUUUGUUAUUUGCGGAGGAAUAGAAAUUCAGUUGAACGUAUAGAUAUCAAAACAUGUAAUUUAGAAAGAUUGGAUGGUCGAAUUGAAGCAUUCAUUAUUGGAAGAAAUAUUGGACGUUUAUUACCUUUACUUCGAAAAACUGUUCCAGACUCUCUUCAAGAAUUUACUAUUAUUCAUCGAAAUAAUGGUAAAAUAGUUGAAUUAUUGCAAAGUGUUGUUAUAAAACGUUAUAAAUCAGCAGAAUUAGUAAGACAUAUUAUGGACUUAUAUGAUAAAAUGAAACUUCAUCAUAUUCCCUUUAUUGAUUCUUUGGAUAAAGUUAAGAUCGAAGAACAAUCAGUACCAUUUGUUAUUUUAUCACCCAAGGGUAUAAUAUAUAAACCACAAUCAGAAAAACAACUAGUAAUAGCAUUACAUUGUGUAUUGACUGCAGUUAAGGCUUUCCAUGAAUUGAAUAUCAUGCAUCGUGAUAUUCGCUGGGAAAAUGUAAUAAGAUAUAUUGAUAAGGACAGAUGGUUCAUAAUUGAUUUUGAUGAGGCAUGUAAUUCUCCUUCAAGUAUUUCUUAUACACAGCUAGAUAGAAGAAGCCAUGCACCUGAAAUUUUUAGUGGAAGUCAUAACAAAAGUGUUGAUAUUUGGUCUAUUGGAUAUCUGAUAUUACAAACUUCUGUGAAAUCAGAAUCAUUGAUUGGAUAUGCAGAAAAAGAUUUAAUGAUAAAAGAUUCUGAAAAAAGACCAAAAGCUAAAGAGGUUUUAAAAUGGUUAUGUGAUAGAUAUAAAGAUAUUUUACAAGAAGAAUUUUUGAUUAGCAAAUAUUGA
Molecule: messenger RNA, 1374 nt
Organism: Funneliformis geosporum
Lineage: Eukaryota; Fungi; Glomeromycota; Glomeromycetes; Glomerales; Glomeraceae
Source: the annotation of a GenBank genome assembly